Messenger RNA from Salpingoeca rosetta, 1256 nucleotides. RefSeq lists its product as uncharacterized. Lineage: Eukaryota; Choanoflagellata; Craspedida; Salpingoecidae. The record is from RefSeq and is a predicted model, not a curated record. The transcript has a single exon. Gene Ontology annotation, molecular function: protein binding. Bases 20 to 1210 code for a protein of 396 amino acids.
CGCGACAACCACCACGACGAUGAUGAAGGUGCAGGUGCUGCUUGUGCUUGCGCUGUGUGUGAGCUGGUGUGCCGGCCAUGCUGUGAUUGAGGAGGACGCGCUUGGCGCGCUGCACAUCAACACAAGCUCUCCGUCGUCGCAGCCGGUGUAUGUGAACGGGGUUGAUGUGUCUGGCAUGCAGAGCACCAUCCGUGAUCUCGAGGCAAGAACGCAGGCGCUGCAGCAACAGCUGUGCACACUCCACCCACCCGCGGCGGACGUCACAAGCAUCACGGUGCCCACGGGGACAGCCAAGUGGGUUGGCGGCGUGUUGGCGCCCAACGGCCUCAUCUACGGCAUCCCUUACGCCAUAUACGUUGUCUUGAUCAUCAACCCGACGACGAACACGGUCGACACCACGUCCAUCACGGGCUUGCCCUUCACCGGCUGGUGGGAAGGCGUGCUGGCGCCCAACGGGCUCAUCUACGGCAUUCCACACCAGGCAAGCGGCGUCCUCAUCAUCAACCCCAACGACAACACGGUAGACACAACCACGAUCAGCGAUGUCGGCCUGGGCGGCGGCGACAAGUGGGCAGGCGGCGUUCUCGCAGACAAUGGCCGCAUCUACUGCGCGCCGUACUCGGCUUCUUUCAUGCUGAUCAUCGACACAGCCACCAACACGGCGGACACGACAUCCAUUCGCAACAUCAACGCCAUCAGCUACGCCUGGUACCAGGGCGUUGCAGCGCCAAACGGCCUCCUGUACUUCCUGCAGGUCCGCGCGCAAGGCAUCCUCAUCGUCGACCCCGCCACCAACACGGUCGACACGUCCACGCUGGCAAACGUGCAGAUCGGGCCGUCCCGCGGCGUGGUGCUCUCUCGGGCCACUGGGCUCAUCUACGGUGUGCCAGACACGUCCUCGCGCGUGGUCGUCCUCGAUCCAACCACGAACAGCGUGGACGGCAACGCGGUGCAGGGCCUCCCCACCGACAACAGCUAUUGGCUUGGCGGCGCGGUGGCGGCCAGCGGAAAGCUGGUGUUCAUCCCCGCCGCUAGCUCGUCUGUCUUGUUCCUCGACCCGCUCACCAACGCCACAGACAUGACCAGCAUCAGGGGUCUCGGCACGGGCAACUACAAGUGGUGGGGUGGCGUCGCGGCGCCCAAUGGUCGCAUUUACGCCAUCCCAUAUCAUGCAAACAACGUGCUCAUCAUCGACGCAGGCGCCUGCUGAAGGGGAGUCAGGUUGUGUGCGUGUGUGUGUGUGUGUGUGUGUGUGU